CUAUGUCUUUUUGACAGCUGAGACCGCUUACGGUCCAUCUCGCUCACUUCAGUUUUUAAGUUUAUUAUUCCAAAUAUUGUUGGCUUUCGGGCAUUUUUAUCAAACAUUUUCAUAUAGAAAAUGUAUCCACAAAGCUCCCAAAGAAAGUAUUGGACAUUUAAAAAUGAACAGGAGUUAACAGAGCGAAGGUUGAAACAGAAUAGCAACUUCAUUGCGCUACAUGGGUCUGGCAUGACCGAAGAGCAGAAGGCAGCAUUUUUUCUUUCAGCGGCUGAAGAGCGGUUACUUCUAAAGCAGUAUGAGUUGCAAUUAAAAGAAUUCUGUAAACGGUUUGAACCUCCUAUGCCAAAGUAUGUGGUGGGUACAGCGUUUCAUUAUUUCAAAAGGUUCUAUUUGAACAAUUCAUCAAUGGACUAUCAUCCCAAAGAAAUCCUAGCAACUUGUGUAUACCUCUCUUGCAAGGUUGAAGAGUUCAAUGUUUCCAUCGGGCAAUUCGUUGCCAAUAUUAAGGGUGACCGGGGAAAGGCCAUGGACAUCAUACUCUCAAAUGAGCUUCUACUGAUGCAGGAACUAAACUAUUAUCUUACUAUACAUAAUCCUUUCCGACCAAUAGAGGGGUUCUUGAUUGACAUAAAGACCCGGUGUAAUAUGAACAACCCAGAUCGGUUGCGAUCUGGAAUAGAUGAUUUUAUAGAUAAAACAUUUCUCACAGACGCAAUUUUACUGUAUGCGCCGUCACAGAUUGCCCUAGCCGCAGUAUUACACGCAGCAAGCAAGGAACAGGAAAAUUUGGACAGCUACGUUACAGAAUCGCUGUUUGGGGCGGCCAAAGAGAAACUUCCAGUGCUUAUUGAAGCAGUCAAACGAGUCCGAUCAAUGGUACGUACAAUAGAACUGCCACAAAAAGAGAAAGUUCGAGCGUUGGAAAAGAAAUUGGAAAAGUGUCGCAAUCAGGAAAACAAUCCAGAUAGCCAAAUCUAUAAACAACGCAUGAAAAAGAUGUAUGAAGACGAAGACGAAGCAGAAUUGAUGAAUACUUCAUACCACAUGAACACAACCGAUGGUAACUCGGACGUUUCUCAACUGAAUGUUACCAAUCCAGGAAAUAUGUCAAUAGAAUGAAUUUCAUAAUGUACAAAAAAAAAAGCUUGAGAAGAAAAUAAAAUUGUAUUAUAUAACUAAAA
Messenger RNA from Malaya genurostris, 1184 nucleotides. RefSeq names its product cyclin-H (gene CycH). The transcript is spliced from 5 exons. Gene Ontology annotation, cellular component: transcription factor TFIIK complex; nucleus. Bases 121 to 1122 code for a protein of 333 amino acids. The record is from RefSeq and is a predicted model, not a curated record. NCBI's taxonomy places the organism in Eukaryota, Metazoa, Arthropoda, Insecta, Diptera, Culicidae. Gene Ontology annotation, biological process: regulation of transcription by RNA polymerase II; DNA-templated transcription; regulation of cyclin-dependent protein serine/threonine kinase activity. Gene Ontology annotation, molecular function: cyclin-dependent protein serine/threonine kinase regulator activity.